UUUCCCCUCCCCCACCGGGGCGGGACUUCUCGCCGACUUCUUUCAGGUUCUCAGUUCGGUCCGCCAACUGUCGUAUAAAGGCGCUGCCUCAGGCCAGAGUCCUCACAAGGCGUUGUGUGAGGCUCGUUUUGCUCAUCAUGUCUGGCCGCGGCAAAGGCGGGAAGGGUCUCGGCAAAGGCGGCGCUAAGCGCCACCGUAAGGUGCUGCGCGACAAUAUCCAGGGCAUCACCAAGCCGGCCAUCCGGCGCCUUGCUCGCCGUGGCGGCGUGAAGCGUAUCUCCGGCCUCAUCUACGAGGAGACCCGCGGGGUGCUGAAGGUGUUCCUGGAGAACGUGAUCCGGGACGCCGUCACCUAUACAGAGCACGCCAAGCGCAAGACGGUCACCGCCAUGGAUGUGGUCUACGCGCUCAAGCGCCAGGGCCGCACCCUCUACGGUUUCGGCGGCUGAACGUCUUUUUCUAUCAAUAAAAGGCCCUUUUCAGGGCCACCCUACUUGCUCAGUUGAGGAGUGGUAACACUGGUUUUCGUA
Nomascus leucogenys (northern white-cheeked gibbon) is the source of this 530-nucleotide messenger RNA. Its product is annotated as histone H4. Gene Ontology annotation, molecular function: protein heterodimerization activity; structural constituent of chromatin; DNA binding. The record is from RefSeq and is a predicted model, not a curated record. Gene Ontology annotation, cellular component: nucleosome. Gene Ontology annotation, biological process: nucleosome assembly. Lineage: Eukaryota; Metazoa; Chordata; Mammalia; Primates; Hylobatidae.